GUAGCAUGUCCAUUCAACCAAUACAACGAUGGCUCUUCAAGUUACUGCAAGGCUUGCCCUGCAAAUUCAGGACAUGGUAUUAUUGGAAGCACUAGUUUGUCUGAUUGUAAGUGUUUCAAAGGAUAUACUGGGUCUCCACAGCAUGGUCUCUCAUGUACAGGUGAGAAUUUUGUCAACACGCACCAUUCUUUUGUCCCACUAUUUUCAGCAUAUAAAAGUGAUAAAAAAUUCUGAAAUGCUUAAAAUAUUUGAUUAAGAAUUUUUGUCCACUCAGACGAUGCUUUCUAAAUAGGUUUAUCAUUGCGGCCUAACCAAAUGUAUAUAUUUCAUAACUGACAGUUUUGUUUGGAAACUACCCAUUCACGGAAUCAUAACAUAUAAAGAAAGAAAAAUUUGCUUUCAUCUGCUUGUUACAGGCUUAAAUUCUGAAAGAUAUUUUGAGUUGUUAAUAUAUCCUCUCUUUUAAACAGUUAUAUUUCUUGAGGUCAAAAUCUCUGAAUUGAUCAAGAAGAAAGUUGGAUUAGUUAUAGAGUUGACUAGUGGAAAGAUAAUUUUUUUAAUUGGGUUAGCGAAAUCAAUAAAAGAUGGCGCUAAGUCCAGAGAGAGUUCAGUUUAUAAGAGAAGACCAAUGUGAAAUAACAACGUCAUUCUUCUGUUUUUGUCCCAUAUAGUUAGGUCAUGUGAAAAGUUGGUGCCCCCACAAAACGGCGCUUUCGUUGGUACCUGCAACUCUGUAUAUGAGUCAGUAUGCCGAAUCGAAUGCAUUGAAGGCUAUGAACUAUCGGGCAGCGAAGAGAGGAAGUGCAUCUUGAGCGAAUAUGGUUUCAUGGACUGGUCAGGAAUUGCCUCCCAUUGCGUCGGUGAGAAAAUUAGACUGCGACUCAUAUUUAAUAAUCAUCGCGACCAUCACAAUACUUUUUUAAGGGUACUGACACUUUCAAGUAUAUAUAGUCCUUAAAUAUAUUCUCGCAGCACAGGCUAAAAUAAGAGCGAUUUUCGUAUGGCCUCAAAAUGAAAACGCUCGAACAAAACAGAAACAACAAACAAGCGGAAAAAUCAAUCGAUAUUUCGCUUUGACGUCAUACUGCAACGCGAUUGGCCAAUCAAACAAUCCCUUCUCCAUAUUAGGGUUUUCUUUGGCGGGAAAACGGAGAGUCCAUGUUUUCAUCUUUUCAUCCAUUGGCUGAUAAAACAAAUGACGAACACUUACCGAACCAUUCUUCAAGGUCAUACGAAAAUCGCUCUAAUAACAAAGAACUAUUUGUUAUUGAUCGCAAUGGAUGAUUUUGUUUGGGAGGUAAUUAUAACAGAUGAGAUCAAUUUGUAUUCAUUUUGCUACCUUGUCCUUAUGUUAUGACCCUGACUUGUUUCAUUUUGCAUUCAGAAUUAGGUAAUUUUUUAAACUAAAUUCAUGGAAUUAGAUUUAAAAAAAAAAAAAAAAAAACAUGUUGGUGCUGAGGACCGCUCAUUUCCAACCUUCAGACUCUUUUAAGCCUGUUAAAGGAUUCCGGCUUCAAAAGACACCUUUUCAAGAUGUGAAAUAAGGAAAUUGUAAACCCUGAAAAGCGGCGCAUAGCCGAAUAGGCCAAAUAAGAGAGUGUCUACCCCCGGGAUAGAAGCAUGGUAUAUGUUUUUUUUUAAAAUAAAUAACUGCUAAAUAUGAACCUUCGAUGUCGAAUGUCAAUUAAAAACUGAUGUAUUUUGAAACAAUUUUUUGUUGCAAACGUCAUAAAUAUAGCCUCCCACGCAGGCGUUUUCAGGGGGAGCUCGUGGGGAGGGGUGAAAGACGAACUCCCCUAAAAACGCCUGUGUGGGAGGCUAUCAUAAAUACAGAGACUCCUGCCUCGUUCCCAGUGUCGCUCGCCUGUUGUUUCUCGCUGCUCCCCAAUUAGCCUUGCGAAGCCUGUGGAGAUGGCAGCAGAGACUCAAUAUCUUAAUAUAUUUUUUUAGCCAUUAGAUGCCCUUUCCUGUUCGUAGCAAACGCCUUCCCACCUAUGUGCUCAAGUGUUCUCAUGUCACCCGGAACUUAUUGCUCCUUCCGAUGCAGAGAUGGGUUCUAUAUGAAAGGCUCUGAGGUGCGCGUCUGUCAGCAGGACAAGUCGUGGACUGGGAGUCAAACAACUUGUGAACAGAAAGGUUUUUACAUAAAUCACAGAGCUCGAAAAAAGUCUCUUCUGGUAGUCCGCGACUAG
Molecule: messenger RNA, 2192 nt
Organism: Porites lobata
Lineage: Eukaryota; Metazoa; Cnidaria; Anthozoa; Scleractinia; Poritidae
Source: the annotation of a GenBank genome assembly